Leucoraja erinaceus (little skate) is the source of this 2029-nucleotide messenger RNA. Its product is annotated as synaptonemal complex central element protein 3-like. The transcript has 3 exons. The record is from RefSeq and is a predicted model, not a curated record. The coding region runs from base 143 to 415 and encodes 90 amino acids. Gene Ontology annotation, biological process: reciprocal meiotic recombination; synaptonemal complex assembly; spermatogenesis. Lineage: Eukaryota; Metazoa; Chordata; Chondrichthyes; Rajiformes; Rajidae.
AUCGCAUUACCUGACGGCGGGCGCUGGGCGGUUGUGUGGUCAAUGAUCCGCUGCCCCUCCUCUCCUCUCCCCGCCCGGCGCGAGCGCUGUAACGGCCGCCGGGUCUCGCGCCGCCCGCCCGCCCGCGUGCACAGCCGCCGACAUGGCGCACGGACAGGACGCGGCCACCGGCCCGCUGCAGAUGCAGAAGGAAUUAAUGAAUAACCGUUGCGUUGCUGAAAAUAAAAAGGUUCUUGAAGAAAUUAUUAAAUGCUUAGAAAUAAUGUCAGAAGAUAUGGACAAAAUAUAUGUGCAGACACAGCUCCUGCUGUGUGACUUGAUUAUAUGCUGUAGUUCUCCUGAAAAGAUGGAAGUAAUCAAGCGUGGAGAAGAAAGUUAUAAGCAUUAUCGGGAAAUAUCAGAUGAGAAAGAGUAGUUAAAAAAAUGUUAUUGCUUGCCGUGGUGUUGAAAACUGUAAGAAAAUGUAUUUAAAUUCUGUGUUCUUUCUGCUUCAUUGUUCUAUUCAGGUGGUAUUUCAGAAUAAAAGUGAGGUCAAAUUUAUGUGUUUUGUAGUUGUCCUGCACGUGGGCUAUUUUUGAAAAUAAGUAUUCAAUAGUAAAACAAAAAUUACUGGAAAUGGUGAUCACCAGAGAGAAGCAUUAAGGUGUUAUCUGUGUUAAAUGUUGAGAGUUGUGAUUUCAACGUGCCAAAGGUGCAGACAAACAUAACAUUUGUUGUUCCCGUGAAGGUCAGAAACUCAACCAUUUACUUAUUCACAGCUCUCCUCAUGGAAGCACAGGUCCAUUCAACUUGAAGCAUGAGCAAACUGAAAGGGGGAGCCAUAGCUGCGGUUUGUAGUUACCAAAGAUAGCAUUAAGACCAGAGCUUUUGUAAGUGGGCAGCAUGGUGGUGCAGUGAUAGAAUUGCUGCCUUAUAACGCUUGCAGCGCCGGAGACCAGGGUCCGAUCCUGACUAUGGGUGCUGUCUAUAGAGUUUUUCUCUGAGAUCUUCGAUUUCCUCCCACACUCCAAAGACAUAUAGGUUUAACAUUAAUUGGCUUGGUAUAAGUUUAAAUUGCCCAGAGUGUGUGUAGGAUAGUGUUCAUCUUCUUCUUCUUCUUGCAUAUGGCGUGCACAGCCUAAAGUUGUGGAACAACUUGUUCUAUUUGAUCUUAUUUGAUUGUGCACGCCGGGUUAAUUACAUUUGUCGAAACAGGGCAGACCACGUGAAGGUUGCAAUCUCCCACCCGAGGAUAGUGUUAAUGUGCACUGAUCGCUGGUUGGUGCCGAAGGGCCUGUUUCCGCGCUAAACUAAAUACAUGAGAAGUAAUUCAACUUUUUAGGGAGUUUAGGACAAUAUAAGUAAGUUAUAUUUAAUGAACAUAACAGGUCUGGUUUCAAAUCUAUUACUCGGCAUAGUUGUACACUACAUAACACUUCAAAGGUUUCAAAGGUCUUUUAUUGUCACAUGUAACUAUUAAAGUACAGUGAUAUGCGAAUGACCAUUACAUCCAUACGAAAAAAAGCACUAAGACACACAACUACAUAAAACUUAACAUAAACAUCCACCAGAGCGUAUUCCCCACAUUCCUCACUGUGAUGGAAGACAAAGAAAGUCCAAUCUUCUUCCUCUUUAUCUUUAUUCUCCCGCGGUCGGGGCAGUCGAACCAUCCGUCGGGGCGAUCGAAGCUCCCACAGCCGGUGGUCGAAGCCCCCGCGUCAGGACGAUCAUAGCUCCCUCGUCGGGGCUAUUGAAACCUCCGCGUCGGGGCGGUUGAAGCUCCUGCAGCUUGGAGUUCCCGAUGUUGGUCACUAACCAGCGAGCGUGAGCUCCAUAAUGUUAAGUCUGCAAGCACCCACAGUUGGAGCUUCGAGGAUGAUCCCAGGCAAAGGGAUCGCGAGCUCCGCGAUGGUAAGUCUGCAGGCACCCACGGUAGAGCUCUCAAAAUCAGUCUCCAGCAAAGGCCGCUAACUCCUCGAUGUUAGGCCGCAGUGCGGAUGGAGAUAUGAUAUGGAAAAAAAUUGCAUCUCCGUCGAGGUAAGGGAUUAGA